GACGUGUGACAGUGACAUGACGAUGCGGGUGGUUUGAAUCGGUUUCCCAGGAUUCCUUGCGGUGGCCACUACCCGGAUUUCGUAGAAAACCUGUGGGCGGAGCCACGAGAGGUCCUGGGAAAGGAAGGAGUAUGGCGGCUGUGUUGGUGUUCUCAUCCCCUUUCCCCAAACUCCGUCGUCUUCUCCAAAGCUGUUGGGGACAACUUGGCGGCCACGCGGGGCCAUGGGCUCCUGCUUUAGCAAUACCAGCUCCAGAUUCUUUAUUCAAUCCUGUGGAAGAGAAAACAGAGUAUUUUGAAAACCCCAGCUUUUUAGACAGCAUACUUUGGAUGCCAGCUCCAAAGUCCAGGCGGACAAUUGAAGUUAAUCGUAGCAGACGAAGGAAUUCUGGCCAUCUUAUAAAAAUAAAGAGAAACAUAGAUAUUUGUCCUGAAUGUGGCAACCUGAAAGAGAAGCAUGUUCUUUGUGGCUAUUGUUAUGAAAAGGUUAAACUGGAAACCUAUGCCAUAAAAAAUCAAAUUAGAUUAUUGGAAAAUGGACCACAUAAGGCUCCCACUGUAGAAAGUGUUGUGCUCUAUACAGGAGAAAAACCCAGAAAUGAAGAUGAAGACAAGCGAAUUAUCGAAAGAAACAGGAAACGUCCAUCUUGGUUCACACUGGACUAAACAGACAUUGCAAUGGAAUGAUUGAUUCCCUUAUAUACAAAUCCUACUUUGGA
Thamnophis elegans (Western terrestrial garter snake) is the source of this 718-nucleotide messenger RNA. It is a transcript of the gene MRPL32, whose product is annotated as mitochondrial ribosomal protein L32. Bases 132 to 665 code for a protein of 177 amino acids. Gene Ontology annotation, molecular function: structural constituent of ribosome. Gene Ontology annotation, cellular component: mitochondrial large ribosomal subunit. Gene Ontology annotation, biological process: translation. The transcript has 3 exons. NCBI's taxonomy places the organism in Eukaryota, Metazoa, Chordata, Lepidosauria, Squamata, Natricidae. The record is from RefSeq and is a predicted model, not a curated record.